This is a messenger RNA of Pipistrellus nathusii (Nathusius's pipistrelle), 603 nucleotides long. NCBI's taxonomy places the organism in Eukaryota, Metazoa, Chordata, Mammalia, Chiroptera, Vespertilionidae. The record is from the annotation of a GenBank genome assembly.
AUGAGCGAAGACCUGAGCGAUCCGGUGCCUCCCGCGGUGCGAAAGAAAAAGUCAGCACUUUUUGAAGUGUCUGAGGUUAUACCAGUCAUGACAAAUAAUUACGAGGAAAAUAUCCUGAAAGGCGUGCGGGAGUGCAGCUAUUCGCUGGAGAGUUCCGUGGAGCUUUUGCAGAAGGACGUGGUACAGCUCCAUGCCCCGCGAUACCAGUCUAUGAGAAGGGACGUGAUUGGCUGUACUCAGGAGAUGGAUUUCAUUCUUUGGCCUCGGAAUGACAUUGAGAAAAUUGUCUGUCUCCUGUUUUCUAGGUGGAAGGGAUCUGAUGAGCCUUUUAGGCCUGUUCAGGCUAAAUUUGAGUUUCAUCACGGUGACUAUGAAAAACAGUUUCUGCAUGUACUGAGCCGCAAGGACAAGACUGGAAUUGUGGUCAACAACCCGAGCCAGUCCGUGUUUCUCUUCAUCGACAGGCAGCACUUGCAGACUCCAAAAAACAAAGCUACAAUCUUCAAGUUAUGCAGCAUCUGCCUCUACCUGCCACAGGAACAGCUCACCCACUGGGCGGUUGGCACCAUAGAGGACCACCUGCACCCUUACCUGCCCGAAUAA